This is a messenger RNA of Drosophila teissieri, 1378 nucleotides long. It is a transcript of the gene TfIIS, whose product is annotated as transcription elongation factor S-II. The transcript has 2 exons. The coding region runs from base 230 to 1171 and encodes 313 amino acids. Gene Ontology annotation, biological process: transcription elongation by RNA polymerase II; DNA-templated transcription. The record is from RefSeq and is a predicted model, not a curated record. NCBI's taxonomy places the organism in Eukaryota, Metazoa, Arthropoda, Insecta, Diptera, Drosophilidae. Gene Ontology annotation, molecular function: nucleic acid binding; zinc ion binding. Gene Ontology annotation, cellular component: nucleus.
AAGGUAUUUCUUGACAAGCCGCCGCCCGGUACCACUAAAACGCGUUAGGGUAUUCUUGCAACUCGUUCUGCGAAUACAGAAACGAAAAAAUAGUAAACAACUUUUAUUGGAGGGAAAAAAGGUAAUAGGCCGGCUUCCCCAUAAACAUCUGUCGCAGACCCUCAGCACUGACCAUAGCCGGUAGCCGACGUCAGUUAACCUAACCUCUGAUCAGAUUGAGUGUCCCAAAAUGAGCGUGGAGGAGGAAGUGUUUCGGAUCCAAAAGAAGAUGAGCAAGAUGGCCAGCGACGGCACAGGACAGGAUCAGGCCCUGGACCUGCUGAAGGCCCUGCAAACGCUGAACAUCAACCUGGACAUUCUGACCAAAACGCGCAUCGGCAUGACUGUGAACGAGCUGCGUAAGAGUAGCAAGGACGACGAGGUGAUCGCUCUGGCCAAAACCCUGAUCAAGAACUGGAAGCGCUUCCUGGCCAGCCCGGCGCCCACCACUCCGAACCACAGCUCCACGAAGGAGGGCUCCUCCAACAACAGCAGUGCCUCGAAGUCAACGAGCGGCGCCAAGUCGUCGUCGUCAUCCUCCAGCAAGGACAAGUCCAGUUCAUCCAGCUCAUCCAAGGAUAAGGAGAAGAAAGGCUCGUCGUCCUCGUCACAGUCCUCGUUUCCCUCCGGCGGCAUGACAGAUGCGGUUCGCAUCAAGUGCCGCGAAAUGCUGGCCGCCGCACUGAAGAUUGGCGAAGUGCCUGAGGGAUGCGGGGAGCCUGAGGAAAUGGCCGCCGAGCUGGAGGAUGCCAUUUACUCCGAGUUCAAGAACACGGAUAUGAAGUACAAGAAUCGCAUUAGGUCGCGCGUGGCCAAUCUGAAGGACCCCAAGAAUCCGGGAUUGCGCGGGAACUUCAUGUGCGGCGCCGUCACUGCCAAGCAGCUGGCCAAAAUGACGCCCGAGGAGAUGGCCAGCGACGAGAUGAAGAAGCUGCGCGAGAAGUUCGUCAAGGAGGCCAUCAACGAUGCCCAGCUGGCCACCGUGCAGGGCACCAAGACCGAUCUCCUCAAGUGCGCCAAGUGCAAGAAGCGCAACUGCACCUACAACCAGCUGCAGACGCGUUCCGCCGAUGAACCUAUGACCACCUUCGUCAUGUGCAACGAGUGCGGCAACCGAUGGAAGUUCUGCUAACUCCCAAGAUUGUUCCAAAUAAUAAAUCAGUCCCAAAACAGCACACACCACACAUCCUUCAUAUUCUUAAAUGAAACAUUGUAAAGACACGACACGCGAGAACACAUUUUGUAUCUGCUGCCCAACUGUGGAGCGCUUACUCUGACCACCUAAACCUGAACGAGAAGAAAAGAAAUUUCAAUAAACAUUAACUAUUGAUAAAACGAA